Molecule: messenger RNA, 1371 nt
Organism: Leptosia nina
Lineage: Eukaryota; Metazoa; Arthropoda; Insecta; Lepidoptera; Pieridae
Source: the annotation of a GenBank genome assembly
AUGACACCAAUUCUUAUAUUAUUCGUCGCGUGUUUCGCGAACGCAUACGUUACCGUCAACGUGUACGAAGAUGCAGACACAAGCAACAUAGAAGACACCAACUCAUUGAGAAGCUGCAACUUGAGAGCGUGCGAACAAACAUGCAAACGCCUUGGUUUCCCCGGUGGAGCAUGCGUUAAUGGCAGAUGCAAGUGCGACAACUUUCGAUUCACAAACGCAGUAGAAGAUGCAAGUAACGGUGACGAAGUGAGUCCAUUUCGUGGUUGUAACUUGAGAGCAUGCGAGCAACAGUGUAGACGCCUUGGGUUCCCCGGUGGAGCAUGCGUUAAUGGCAGAUGCAAGUGCGACAACUUUCGAUCUAUAAAUGCAGAAGAAGAUGCAGGCAACGGUGACGACGUGAGUCCAUUUCGUGGUUGUAACUUGAGAGCAUGCGAGCAACAGUGUAGACGCCUUGGGUUCCCCGGUGGAGCAUGCGUUAAUGGCAGAUGCAAGUGCGAUAACUUUCGAUCUAUAAAUGCAGUAGAAGAUGCAAGUAACGGUGACGAAGUGAGUCCAUUUCGUGGUUGUAACUUGAGAGCAUGCGAGCAACAGUGUAGACGCCUUGGGUUCCCCGGUGGAGCAUGCGUUAAUGGCAGAUGCAAGUGCGACAACUUUCGAUCUAUAAAUGCAGAAGAAGAUGCAGGCAACGGUGACGACGUGAGUCCAUUUCGUGGUUGUAACUUGAGAGCAUGCGAGCAACAGUGUAGACGCCUUGGGUUCCCCGGUGGAGCAUGCGUUAAUGGCAGAUGCAAGUGCGAUAACUUUCGAUCUAUAAAUGCAGUAGAAGAUGCAGGUAACGGUGACGAAGUGAGUCCAUUACGUGGUUGUAACUUGAGAGCAUGCGAGCAACAGUGUAGACGCCUUGGGUUCCCCGGUGGAGCAUGCGUUAAUGGCAGAUGCAAGUGCGAUAACUUUCGAUCCACAAACACAAUGGAAGAUGAAAGCUUUGCAGAUCAAAAUAUGUUAAGUGGCUGUAACUAUCGGGAAUGUGACCAAAGAUGUCGCCGCCUCGGAUUCCCGGGAGGGGCGUGUGUUGGAGACAAGUGCAAAUGCGAUAAUUUCCGCCGCUUUGAGGCCAGCGAAGUCGGCAACAUGACAGACAGCCCAUUCGAAAAGGACGUCAAGUGUAAUUCAACUGUGUGUGAAACUACAUGCAAACAGCGUGGCCACUCAAAUGGUAUUUGCAUUGAGAAGGAAUGCUACUGUGAGAUAGAAGAAAUCGAACACAUGAAACCUUCGUCACAAUGUGACGAAUCCAGCUGCAACGAUAUGUGUCAAAGUAUGAACUUCCUUGGAGGGAGGUGUUCAGCCGGUUCCUGUCAUUGCUUUUGA